AUGCCUCAAUCACCCCCUGCCACGUCAAUUCUUGAGCUACUCACUCAUCCGAACCCGCCCAUUCGCCAUACAAAACCCAAAGGCAAAACAAACUCUCGAAGCCUUAUAUGGUAUUAUCCCAGACAAAUGAGAAAAUGGGAAGAGUUUGAGGACAUCAAUAUCCUCAAGACUAUUUUUGGUGGUAGCUUGCUACGAGAGGCAUGUCAGGAAGAUCGGGCCUUGAGUCCUUAUCCAUACCUUCAUCCCCAGGCAGAUUGCAUCGUGUGCAAUGAAAAUGACACCCGGGAUGUGAUUACCAAAUGGAACAAAACAAUCGUCACUGCGGCCCUAGAUCCUGUUCAACACACUUUCCAUCCUUCUAUUUGGAGCAAAGGCAAUUCCCCAAAAGAUAAACAGAAAAGUCCACUUCCUCCACCAAAGCAAGAACGGCGGCGACAUCAGCCACCUCGCCACAGCUCCCUACAGGCCCGUCAGCCAAGAUCACAAUCAUUGUCAAGACUGCAACCAGAUUCUGGGUCUGUUGCAUGGGCCCCACUCUCGCCUGAGGGUGACAUCAUAACGGAUGCAAAUCGACAAGAAAGAUUUCCGAAAGAGUACAAGCCUUCUACAAAGUGGAAGAGUGAGUCUUUUCUUAAAGGCGGGUUUUUGGAUGGUUCAGGGGCCUUUGAGAGGGGCAAGACGACCGAUAACUUGGCCUGGCCCAUUAGACAGGCUUUCACAUACUGUAUUCAACAUAUGUGUCGCUAUGGCUGUAUCUUGACAUGCGAAGAAGCUUUCAUAUUUCGCAUUAUGCCCCGUGAGGGCGAGCCUAGAAAUCGUGCACAACACACAAAAACGUUGAAAGGCGAGCUUAUAAACAAUGGGUUGAUGGAGUAUAUUUCUAUCCCGUGGGAUAAUCACAGCGACAGAGGUGGAGACGGUCUUGAUGUAUGGACCGUUAACUUGGCUUUGUGGUUUGUUCACAUCCUAGCAGGAAACAAUUUUGAGGCAAGUUGGAGCUAUGUUGACUUGGCUGAUGAAACCUUGAUUCUGUCUCAGCCGGUUGAGGAAUCGAACGAAUCACCGUUGGCUUCCUUGACUCCGGCGGAGGAUCUUGAAGACGAACAAGGUCGGAAACUUAACGAAUCCGAUUCUGCAGAAGAUUCGGACGCAACUCACUUCAAUACUCCUUCAAAACCUAAGCGCAAAAGGGAAAGUGAUGACGAAGACACGGAAGAAGGGUUUCAUCUUUCAUUUUCAAAGCGCCAGAAUAUAUAA
Messenger RNA from Fusarium sp. VM40, 1257 nucleotides. The record is from the annotation of a GenBank genome assembly. NCBI's taxonomy places the organism in Eukaryota, Fungi, Ascomycota, Sordariomycetes, Hypocreales, Nectriaceae.